Messenger RNA from Physella acuta, 2027 nucleotides. Its product is annotated as collagen alpha-1(XXII) chain. NCBI's taxonomy places the organism in Eukaryota, Metazoa, Mollusca, Gastropoda, Physidae. The record is from RefSeq and is a predicted model, not a curated record.
CUGUACAAACUGUUUUGUUCUAUUAAAUCCUGUUACAUCUUUCGUUACAUAAUGGAGAGAAAUGUAUUACAUUUUAUACUUUCUUUAUUUCAUGUGUAGCGUGAGCCUUCGGAACGUCAGAUUACUUGAACAAGUGGACCGUCAGAUUACUUGAACAAGUGGACCGUCAGAUUACUUGAACAAGUGGACCGUCAGAUUACUUGAACAAGUGGACAGUCAGUUUACUUGAACAAGCAGUCCGUUUACUUUGUGACUUAUGCAAGCAAGCACGUUCGAUGCUAUUUAAGGACACGUUAAUAGAAUGUUUGUAGUAGACACGUGACACUAAUUUCUAAUUUUACGUUGCUAAGUAUUACAAAAAGUGUAAAUGCAUGACAAAGAUGCAAUUGUUGUACGUGCAUUUUAUUGUGACAGCGGUCAUGGUUCACUUGAUGGGCACAAGCUCCACAGUCCUGAAGUACAACCCACUGAUAUUCGAAAACGAAACAGCAUCUAAUGACACUAGUAGCAGAAUAGCCUGCAGCGCUGCAGUGGACAUCGUGUUUCUGAUCGAAUCCUCCGAGCACGUGAAAGGCCGCGAGAACUUCACCCAGAUGCUGUGGUUCGCCUCCAACAUCUCCCACAGUUUCCUCAUCAGCCCAGACGAUGUCCUUGUGGCCGGUGUGGUGUUCAGUGAUGUGGCCAGCAAGAUGUUUGACCUCAAGGACCACAGGGACAAAGCUAACGUUCAGUCGGCUCUACUGAACAGUCCUUAUAUGGAGCGAGAUAGCAGGACAGACGAGGCACUGAGCCUGGUGGAGCAAGGCGAAAUGUUUGGUCUACAGGCCGGUGGUCGCUACAACGCUGCCAGACUGGUCAUUGUCAUCAUGGCCGGCUCCUCGAGCAGGCCGGACAAAGCUUUAGCCUCAGCAAAGAGCCUGAAAGACCAGGGCGUGGCCAUCAUCUCGGUUGGAAUCGGCGACCAGGUCGGCUGGGAGUUGACCAGCAUGGCUAGUGGCCCCCAGGAGAUCUUCAGGGCCGACAGCUUCCAUUCGCUGGACAGGCAGAAGUACAAGCUGAUUAAACGGAUCUGUGACGGUGUUCUUGAUUAAGAUGAGUUGCCUCCCUUCGCAGAGCUAUUUGAACUGUUUGAUACAUAAGUAAAACCAAAAUAAGGUUCAAGAACAGUUGUAUCUAGAGGCCGAUAUCUAUAGCGUGGUUUGAUUCGUAUUUCUUCUGGGCAUGGACUGGCUACAUGAAAACAAUAUCUCUGUAUGGCUGAGUGGUGAAAAGGGGGGGGGGGGGAAUGGAGUUUUGAUUCUUGUGAUGUAUAAUAAUAUUAGAUACAAUUUGAUGGAAUAAAAUGGCAUUUGUUAAAGUGUUUACAAAUAAUUGGGACACAGUAUAGUUAGGUAAAAACAGACUAAUUACAGCUAGCUAACAAGGUAAUUAAAGCUAAUUAACCAGGUAAUUAAAGUAAAUUAACUAGUGAAUAUAGCUAGCUAACCAGGUACAGCUAGAUUACCAGGUUAUUAUAGCUGGCUAACCAGUGAAUAUAGCUGGUCAACGCAAUGAAUAUAGUUAGCCAACCAAGUAAUUAUAGCUAGCGAACCUGUUGAAUAUAGACAGCCAACUAGUUAAUUAAACCUAAUUAGAUUACCACAAGAAACAGAUGUUUUACUGUGUCCACACGUCAAUUGAAUGAGUCAUAUCAAAACACCUGACAUUCCCAUCUGUCAUUAGCCAGAAGUUUCUAGAAAAGACCAUCUGUCAAUUUCAAAAGACAAUUUCAACAUAUUGCGGGACAUUGGGGAUGGGAUGGGGGACUGACUUAAUGGAUCCUUUUUUUUCAUUUUACGAAUAGUGUUUCUGUUGGCUUAACAGUAAAACAAGUGGACUCAAUAUUUCAAAGCAAUUUAUUGAACAUUUGAAGGCUCUAGUGUUAUAACGAUUUCAAGCGAUCUUUUUAGGCCAAUUUAAGUGUAUAACUUUAUUUCACAAUACAUUUUAAUGUUAUGUUUAUUUGGAUUGAUCAAUAAAUAUAUACA